AUAUUCUAGUUGUAUACAGAGAAUGGUGGACAUUGUGGAUAUUUUAGUGGAUUCUUUGUACCUUCUUAUAUGGCACAAGCUAUGUCGCAUUUUUUGUCUUUUGUCAAUACAUUUGCCAAAGAAUAAAUUUCAUUGGAUAAUCCAUUGUUGUUGACAAAUAAGAAUAGAAAUGGGAGAUAGCAUUCUCACUUAUAAUGGAGGUUGUGUUUUAGCCAUGGCUGGAGACAACUGUGUUGCUAUUGCUGCUGAUCGAAGAUUUGGUGUUCAACAAACAACGAUAGGUACAGACACUACUCGAAUAUUCAAAAUCAACGAUAGACUUAUGUUGGGUCUUACUGGGUUGCGUACCGAUGUAACUACGCUAUAUAACCGUUUUGUUCAACGACUCAAUUUGUAUCGCCUACGAGAAGAAAGAGAAAUCAAACCUGCAUCCUUUGCAAAUAUGGUGGCUUCCACUUUAUACAGUAGAAGAUUCUCUCCUUAUUUUGUGGAACCUGUUGUGGCUGGCUUAACUGAAAAGGGUGAACCCUAUCUAUGUGCUCAAGAUCUUUUGGGUGCACCUUUAUUUGCAGAAGAUUUUGUAGUGAGCGGUACCUGUGCAGAAAGUCUUUAUGGCACCAGUGAAACUUUUUGGAAACCCAAUCUCUCACCUGCAGAGCUGUUUGAAGUUACUAGUCAGUCUUUAUUAGCAGCAGUAGAUAGAGAUUGUCUUAGUGGUUGGGGUGCAAUAGUCCAUAUGAUUACCUUGAAUGGUAUUGAAACCAAAGUACUCAAAGCACGUAUGGAUUAGGAUUCUUGUUGAUUAUAUGAAAUGUUGGUUUUCAAAUGA
Galdieria sulphuraria is the source of this 829-nucleotide messenger RNA. Its product is annotated as proteasome beta subunit. The transcript has 3 exons. Gene Ontology annotation, biological process: proteasome-mediated ubiquitin-dependent protein catabolic process. Gene Ontology annotation, cellular component: proteasome core complex; proteasome core complex, beta-subunit complex. The record is from RefSeq and is a predicted model, not a curated record. Lineage: Eukaryota; Rhodophyta; Bangiophyceae; Galdieriales; Galdieriaceae. Bases 170 to 790 code for a protein of 206 amino acids.